AUGACAACACCUGGACAUUCUACAGUGACAACUACAGAGAUGACAACACCGGGACAUUCUACAGUGACAACUACAGAAAUGACAACGCCUGGACAUUCUACAGUGACAACUACAGAGAUGACAACACCUGGACAUUUUACAGUGACAAGUACAGAGAUGACAACACCUGGACAUUCUACAGUGACAACUACAGAGAUGACAACACCUGGACAUUCUACAGCGACAACUACAGAGAUGACAACACCUGGACAUUCUACAGUGACAAGUACAGAGAUGACAACACCUGGACAUUCUACAGUGACAACUACAGAGAUGACAACACCUGGACAUUCUACAGCGACAACUACAGAGAUGACAACACCUGGACAUUCUACAGCGACAAGUACAGAGAUGACAACACCUGGACAUUCUACAGUGACAACUACAGAGAUGACAACACCUGGACAUUCUACAGUGACAACUACAGAGAUGACAACACCUGGACAUUCUACAGUGACAACUACAGAGAUGACAACACCUGGACAUUCUACAGUGACAACUACAGAGAUGACAACACCUGGACAUUCUACAGUGUCAACUACAGAGAUGACAACACCUGGACAUUCUACAGUGACAACUACAGAGAUGACAACACCGGGACAAUCUACAGUGACAACUACAGAGAUGACAACACCGGGACAUUUUACUGUGAAAACUACAGAGAUGACGACACCGGGAAAAUCUACAGUGACAAAUACAGAGAUGACAACACCUGGACAUUUUACUGUGAAAACUACAGAGAUGACGACACCGGGACAAUCUACAGUGACAACUACAGGACAAUCAACCCUUGGUCAAUCAGAGGUGACAACUACCGAAAUGACAACACCAGGACAUUCUACUGUGAUAAGUAGAGAUAUGACAACACCUGGACAUUCUACUGUGAUAAGUAGAGAUAUGACAACACCUGGACAUUCUACUGUGAUAACGAAAGAUAUGACAAACAAUAGACAAUCAGUGACAACUGCAGAACUUAUAGCACUUGGUCAAUCAAAAGUCACAACUACCGACAUGACAACACCUGGAAACUCAUUUAGACUAAGUAACUAUAGUCUCCGAAUUGAGGGUGGUCGUUAUGAAAGAAUUAUUGAUAGUCGAGGAAAAUUGGUUGUUUUACCUCGUCACGAUACAAUAUUUGUGCCAACAUCACCUACAGGAAUCAUGACGUCCGAGACAACAUCAAUCUUUUUAACUACAAGAUUGACAACGCCUUCAACGUCUACAAUGACAACUACAGAGCAGAUAACGCCUUCAACGUCUACAAUGACAACUACAGAGCAGACAAUGCCUUCAUCGUCUACAAUGACAACUACAGAACACACAACGCCUGCAUCGUCUACUAUGACAAUUACAGAGCAGUCAACGCCUCCAACGUCUACAAUGACAACUAGAGAGCAUACAAAGCCUUCAAUGUCGACAAUGACAACUACGGAACACACAACGCCUGCAUCGUCUACAAUGACAACUACAGAGCAGACAACGACUUCAACGUCUACAAUGACAACUACAGAGCUGACAACACCUGCAUCUUCUACAGUGACAACUACAGAGCAUACUAUGCCUUCAACGUCUAUAAUGACAACUACUAAACAGACAACGCCUUCAACGUCUAUGACAACCACAGAGCAGACAACGCCUUCAACGUCUUUAAAGUUGACAAAACCUGCAUUUUCAACAAUGACAUCUACAGAGCUGACAGCACCUGCAUCGUCUACAAUGACAACUACAGAGCGGACAAAGCCUUCAACGCCUACAAUGACAACUACAGAGCAGACAACGCCUUCAAUGUCUACAAUGACAACUACAGGACAGACAACGCCUUCAACGUCUACAAUGACAACUACAGGGCAGACCAUGCCUUCGACGUCUACAAGGAAAACUACAGAACACACAAAGCCUCAAACAUCUACAAUGCCAACUACAGAGCUGACAACGACUUCAACGUCUACAAUGACAACUUCAGAGCUGACAACACCUGCAUCUUCUACAGUGACAACUACAGAGCAGACUACGCCUUCAACGUCUACAAUGACAACUACAAGACAGACAACGCCUUCAACGACUUCAAUAACAAAUACAAAUCAGACACCGCCUUCAACGUCAACAAUGACAACUACAGAGCAGACAACGCCUUUAACGUCUUUAAUGACAUCUACAAAGUUGACAAGACCUGCAUUUUCAACAAUGACAUAUACAGAGCUGACAGCACCUGCACCGUCUACAAUGACAACUACAAAGCUGACAGAACCUUUAACGUCUACAAUGACAACUACAGAGCAGACAACACUUUCAACGACUACAAAGGCAACUACAGAACACACAAAGCUUGCAUCGUCUACUAUGACAAUUACAGAGCAGUCAACGCCUCCAACGUCUACAAUGACAACUAGAGAGCAUACAACGCCUUCAAUGUCGACAAUGACAACUACGGAAAACACAACUACAGAGCACACAACGCCUUCGUUGUCUACAAUGACAACUACAGAGCAGACAACACUUUCAACGACUACAAUGACAACUACAGAGCUGACAAAACCUUUCACGUCUACAAUAACAACUACAGAGCACACAACGCCUUCAAUAACUACAAUGACAUCUACAAAGCUGACAAAACCUUUAACGUCUACAAUGACAACUACAGAGCACACAACGCCUGAAUCGUCUUCAAUGACAACUACAGUGCAGUCAAUGCCUGCAUCGCCUACAAUGACAACUACAGAGCAGACAACCCUUUCGUCGUCUAAAAUAACAAUUACAGAGCUGACAACACCUGCAUCAUCUAAAAUAAAAAUUACAGAGCAGACAACGCCUUCAGCGUCUACAAUGACACCUACAGGACAGAAAACGCCUUCAACGGCUACAAUGACAACAACAGAGAAGACAACGCCUUCAACAUCUACAAUGACAACUACAAAGCUGACAACACCUGCAUCUUCUAUAGUGACAACUACAGGGCAGACUACGCCUUCAACGUCAACAAUGACAACUACAAGACAGACAACGCCUUCAACGUCUCCAAUGACAACUACAGUGCAGUCAAUGCCUGCAUCGCCUACAAUGACAACUACAGAGCAGACAACCCUUUCGUCGUCUAAAAUAACAAUUACAGAGCUGACAACACCUGCAUCAUCUAAAAUAAAAAUUACAGAGCAGACAACGCCUUCAGCGUCUACAAUGACACCUACAGGACAGAAAACGCCUUCAACGGCUACAAUGACAACAACAGAGAAGACAACGCCUUCAACAUCUACAAUGACAACUACAAAGCUGACAACACCUGCAUCUUCUAUAGUGACAACUACAGGGCAGACUACGCCUUCAACGUCAACAAUGACAACUACAAGACAGACAACGCCUUCAACGUCUCCAAUGACAACUACAGUGCAGUCAAUGCCUGCAUCGCCUACAAUGACAACUACAGAGCAGACAACCCUUUCGUCGUCUAAAAUAACAAUUACAGAGCUGACAACACCUGCAUCAUCUAAAAUAAAAAUUACAGAGCAGACAACGCCUUCAGCGUCUACAAUGACACCUACAGGACAGAAAACGCCUUCAACGGCUACAAUGACAACAACAGAGAAGACAACGCCUUCAACAUCUACAAUGACAACUACAAAGCUGACAACACCUGCAUCUUCUAUAGUGACAACUACAGGGCAGACUACGCCUUCAACGUCAACAAUGACAACUACAAGACAGACAACGCCUUCAACGUCUCCAAUGACAACUACAGAGCAGACAACGCCCUCAUCGUCUUUAAUGACAACUACAAAGCUGACAACACCUACAUCAUCUACCAUGACAUUUACAGAGAGGACAACGCCUUCAACAUCUACAAUGACAACUACAAAGCUGACAACACCUGCAACAUCUACCAUGACUACUACAGAGCAGACAAAGCCUUCAGCGUUAACAAUGAUAACGACAGAGCAGACAACGACGCCUUCAGCGUCUACAAAGACAAUCACACAGCAAACAACGCUUUCAACGUCUACAAUAAUAACUACAGAGCACACAACGUCUGCAUUGUCUACAAUGAAAAUUACAGAGCAGUCAACACCUGCAUCGUCUACAAUGAUAAUUACAGAGCAGACAACGUCUUCAACGUCUACAAUGUCAAAAAUGACAACUACAAAGCAGCCAACGCCUUCGACGUCAACAAUGACAACAACAGAGCACAAAACGCCUAUAUCGUCUACAAUAACAACUACAGAGCAGUCAAUACCCUCAUCGUCUACAAUGACAACAUCAGAGCAGGCAAAGCCUUCUACGUAUAGAAUGACAACAACAAAAAUGAGAACUCCUGCGGCAUCUACAACGACAUUUACAGAGCAGACAACACCUUCAAUGUCUACAAUGACGACUACAGGACAGACAACGCCUUCAACAUCUACAAUGAAAAUUAUAGAGCAAACAACGCCUUCAACGUCAACGAUGACAACUGCAAAGCUGACAACACCUGCAUCAUCUACCAUGACUACUACAGAGCAGACUACGCCUUCAGCGUUAACAAUGAUAACGACAGAGCAGACAACGACGUCUUCAACAUCUACAAAGAAAACUACGAAGCAAUCAACGUAUUCAACGUCUACAAUAACAACUACAGAGCAGUCAACGCCUGCAUCGUCUACAAUGUCUACAAUAACAACUACAGAGCAGACAACGCCUUCAACGUCUACAAUAACAACUACAGAGCAGACAACGCCUUCAACGUCUACAAUAACAACUACAGAGCAGACAACGCCUUCAACGUCUACAAUAAUAAUUACAGAGCAGACAACGCCUUUAACGUCUACAAUGUCUACAAUGACAACUACAGAGCAGACAACGCCUUCAACGUCAGCAAUGACUACUAGAGAGCACAAAACGCCUACAUCAUCUACAAUAACCACUACAGAGCAGUCAAUGCCCUCAUCGUCUACAAUGACAACAACAGAGCAGACAACGCCUUCAACAUAUAUAAUGACAACAACAAAUCUGAGAACACCUGCAGCAACUUCAGCGACAUUUACAGAGAAGACAGUGCCUUCAACGUCUCCAAUGACAACUUCAGAGCAGACAACGCUUCCAACAUCGACAAUGACGACUACAGAGCAGACAACGCCUCUAACAUCAACAAUGACAAUUACAGAGCUGACAACACCUCCAUUACCUACAAUAAAAACUACAGAGCAGACAACGCCUGCAAUGUCAACAAUGAAAACUAAAGAGCACAAAACGCUUGCAUCAUCUACAAUGACAACUACAGAGCAGUCAACGCCGUCAUCGUCCACAAUGACAACAACAGAGCAGACAACGCCUUCAACGUCAUCAAAGACAACUACAAAGCCGAAAACGCCUCUAACGUCUACAAUAACAACUACAGAGCAGACAACGCCUCCAACAACUACAACAACAACUACAGAGCAGACAUCACUUUCAACGUCAACAAUGACAACUAGAGAGCUUACAACACCUACAUUGUCUACAAUGACAACUACAGAGCAGUCAAUGCCCUCAUCGUCCACAAUGACAACAACAGAGCAUACAACGCCUUCAACGUCAACAAAGACAACUACAGAGCAGACAACACCUCCAACGUCUAGAACAACGACUACAGAGCAGACAACGCCUUCAACAUCAACAAUGACAACUAGAGAGCUAAAAACGCCUACAUCGUCUACAAUGACAAUUACAGAGCAGUCAAUGCCUUCAUCGUCUACAAUGACAACAACAGAGCAAACAACGCAUUCAAGGUCAACAGUGACAACUAAAGAACAGAAAACGCCUCCAACGUCUACAAUAACAACUACAGAGCAGACAACGCCUCCAACAUCUACAAAAACAACUACAGAGCAGAUAACGUCUCCAACGUCAACAAUUACAAUUACAAAACUGACAACACCUGCAUCACCUACAAUGAAAACUACAGAGCAGACAACGCCUUCAACGUCUACAAUGACAACUACAGGACAGACAACGCCUUUAACAUCGACAAUGACAACUACAGAGCAGACAACGCCUUCAACGUCAACAGUGACAACUACAGAACAGAUAACGCCUCCAACGUCAACAAUAACAACUACAGAGCAGAAAACGCCUCCAACAUCUACAAUUACAACUACAGAGCAGAUAACGUCUCCAACGUCAACAAUGACUAUUACAGAGCUGACAACACCUGCAUCACCUACAAUAAAAACUACAGAGCAGGCAACGCUUUUAUUGUCUACAAUGACAACUACAGGACAAACAACAUCUUCAACGUCUACAAUGACAAUUAUAGAGGAGACAACUCCUUCAACGUCUACAAUGACAACUAAAGAGCAGACAACGCCUCCAACGUCAACAAUGACGACUACAGAGCACACAACGCCUGCAUCGUCUACAAUGACAACUGCAGAGCAGUCAACGUCUUCAUCGUCUACAAUGACAACUACAGGGCAGACAACUCCUUCAACGUCUACAAUGACAACUUUAGAGCAGAUUACGCCUUCAACGUCCACAAUGACAACUACAAAGCUGACAAAACCUGCAUCAUCUAACAUAAACACUUCUGGUCAGACACCGCCUUCAACGUCUAAAAUGACAACUACAGGACAGAGAACGCCGUCAACGUCUACAAUGACAACUAAAGAGCAGAGAACGCUUUUAACAUCUACAUUUACAACUACAGAGCAUACAACGCCUCUAACGUCUACAAUGACAAAUAAAAAGCUGAGAACACCUGCAUCAUCUACAACGAUAUUUAUAGAGCAAACAACGCCUUCAACGUCUACAAUGACAACAACAGAGCACACAACGUCUUUAUCGUCUACAAUGACAAUUACAGAGCAAUCAACGCCUGCAUCAUCUACAAUGACAACUGCAGAACAGACAACGCCUUCGUCGUCUACAAUGACAACUACAGAGCAGACAAUGCCUCCAACGUCUGCAAUGACAACUAUAGAGCAGACAACGCCUCCAAUGUCUACAAUGACAAACACAGAGCAGACAAUGCCUCCAACGUCUACAAUGACAACAACAGAGCAGACAACGCCUUCAACGUCUACAAUGACAAUCACAGAGGAGCAGACAACGCCUUUAACGUAUGCAAUGAUAAUUACAGGACAGGCAACGCUUUCAACGUCUACAAUGACAACUCCUGAGCAGACAACGCCUUCAACGUCAAUAAUGACAGCUACAGCGCGGACAACGCCUACAAUGACAACUACAGAGGUGACAAUUCCUUUAACGUCUACAAUAACAGCUACUGAGCAGACUACGCCUUCAACAUAUACAAUGACAACUACAAAAAUAACAACGCUUCCAAUAUCCACAAUGACAACUACAGACAUGAAAACGCCUUCAACAUCUGCAAAGACAACAAUUGCAUACAACAGGAUAGUAAAUACAAUUUCGGAAAAACCCGUGGUCACUUCUAUCUAUCCAUUCAGUCCAGAUAAAUGCCUUUGUCCGUGUUCAAAAGUAGGCAAAGGCAAGUGGGAUUUCUUACGUGGAAUGAAUCUAACUCUUGAUCAAUUAAGAGAAUUACUAAAGCCAGAUUUAGAUCUUAUGGAAAAAAGAACUAAGUAUCAACAAAUCCAAUACAACCCGGAUGCGUCGUACCAAGAUAUCAGCUCCAGAUGAUCGUGUAUCGGCGACAUCCGUAGGAUAUGUUGGAGUCGUCUUCAUUUGUCUUAUUACAGGUAUAAUUGUUACCAUUGACAUUCUCGGCUGCAAU
Messenger RNA from Mytilus californianus (California mussel), 7738 nucleotides. RefSeq names its product mucin-2-like. NCBI's taxonomy places the organism in Eukaryota, Metazoa, Mollusca, Bivalvia, Mytilida, Mytilidae. The record is from RefSeq and is a predicted model, not a curated record. The coding region runs from base 1 to 7644 and encodes 2547 amino acids. The transcript has 3 exons.